UCAUUUAAUCACUAUGUCCCUCAACACACACACUUCACUUUGUGGUAACAAUACAAUGGGUAACAACGUUCCAAAUAGAAUGGAAGAAGCAAUUGAACAACAUCAACCCCUAGGUCACACUGAAAGGGAGUUAGGGCUUCAAUCCCAAACUCCCAAAACGACGUCGUUACAAUCCGAUCCCAAUUCCCAAAACCCUAACGAAAACCAACCAAAAACUGAUGAUGAAGAUGAGAUGGCGAUGAAAAUCAUAUGUGAUGAGCGUCAAAACAAUCUAGUCUUGAGCCAGGUUUUGGAACUUGAUCAUCAAGAAAAUGGAAAAAUGAAGGAAAGAUUGGAAAGUGAGGUUGAAAAUAAUGUUGAAGAUGAGAUGGCGAUGCAAAUCAUAUGUGAUGAGCUUCAAAACAAUCUGGUCUUGAGCCAGGUUUUGGAACUUGAUCAUCAAGAAGAUGGAAAAAUGAAGGAAAGAUUGGAAAGUGAGGUUAAAAAUAAUGUUGAACGGAAUGAUGAUGAUGGAUGGGGAUAUGAUGGUGAUGAUGGAUGGGGUUAUGAUGAUGACGAAAACAGGAGCGAAAGUCAAAAUAAUGGGGAAAAAGAAAAUGGAUUUGAAGAAGGGGAUUCUUCUAAGGAAGUAGGGUUUAAUAAAGCUAAUAGGAUUAAGAGGAAGUUUAAUUCUCGUUUAAGACCUGAUGCUCAGGGUUGUCCUUAUAAAUUGAAAACAGGGACGUGUAAAUUUGGAUCUAAUUGCAAGUUUAAUCACCAUCCCAAAAGAAAAUUCCAGCCUCUUCUAUCAAUUCUUCAGCAGGGGACAAAGGAGAAGGGGAAGCAAAGGGAAGAAAGCCAAGAGAGGCCGGGGCAGAUUGAAUGCAAGUAUUACCUGACAUCAGGGGGUUGCAAGUAUGGAAAAGCUUGUAAAUUUAGUCAUAGUAGGGAAAAGGGUUCCAUCUCACCGAUUGUGGAGUUCAACUUUCUUGGCCUGCCCAUUCGACUGGGGGAAAGGGAGUGCCCUUACUAUAUGCGUACUGGCUCUUGCAAGUAUGGGUCCAACUGUAGGUUUCAUCAUCCUGAUCCUACCACUGUGGCUGGAGCUGAUCCUCCUCCUGGAUAUAACAACGCGGGAGCUGUUCCCAUACAAGCUUCCUCCCAUUCAGCUGCAUCUUCUUGGUCUUCACCAAGAGCAUUGAAUGACACAGCUCCUUAUGUACCAAUGAUGUACCCACCAACCCAAGGCAUUCCUUCUCCAAAUACUGAAUGGAAUGGGUAUCAGGCCCCGGUCUAUCCAACAUCAGAGAAGAGGCUACCUACUCCUCCAGCAUUUGCUAUGAAUAACCCGGCGACCAAGACCAAUUUCUAUCCACGGCCUCAACAGCCCCUGCUGAUUGAUGAAUAUCCUGAACGUCCCGGUCAACCUGAAUGCAGUUUCUUCAUUAAAACUGGAGACUGCAAAUACAAAUCUAACUGCAAAUUUCAUCAUCCAAAGUCUCGAAUAUCAAAAGCAAACUCAAGUAUUCUUAAUGACAAGGGCCUGCCACUAAGACCUGAUCAAACUGUCUGCUCAUUCUACAGUCGCUAUGGGAUAUGCAAGUUUGGUCCUGCCUGUAAGUUUGAUCAUCCAGAAAAUUAUGUUAGAUCUGCUGCAUCUACCGAGUCUGGCUUUGAUCAGCAUCAGCAAUCACAGAUGUCUCCAGGAUGGCAACUGGAAGGGGAUCACUGAUACAUCAGUCUGUAUAAUUUUUAGACCAGUUUCAUCUAGAGUUUAGUUCAACCCAUAAGCUGAUAGUUGAUUUUCUGAGACUUGAAACGACACCAACUUGAGUAUAAGUUCUCAGAUCUAUUUAGAGGAUGGGAUGAUAAUCUCUCUAUGUUUAAUGUAAAAGCGCAAGCGGAAUAGGAUACUGUAAAUUAUUGAUAGAGCAUUUUGUUUUAGAUUAAAUGAAGAAUAUUUGGAUACUGAUGUUGGGUGUUACGGUUUGAGCAGGGGGAAUGAUCUGGGUUAUUUAUCAUGUUUUCCCCUUUGAAUACAGCUUCAAAGAUUUAUGAUUUU
This is a messenger RNA of Lycium barbarum (goji berry), 2041 nucleotides long. RefSeq names its product zinc finger CCCH domain-containing protein 67. The transcript is spliced from 6 exons. The coding region runs from base 14 to 1711 and encodes 565 amino acids. The record is from RefSeq and is a predicted model, not a curated record. Gene Ontology annotation, molecular function: mRNA binding; metal ion binding. Lineage: Eukaryota; Viridiplantae; Streptophyta; Magnoliopsida; Solanales; Solanaceae.